CUUAAUGCCUCCAUUUGUAACAGCAUUUAAGUUCGUAUCAGUGCACGAAGCUCACGCCUCUUCUUGUCGCUAUGCCCCGUGCCAAGGCCAAGAUGAAGCUAAGGGCAAAGCGCGCCACGAGCAAGACGCCCGGGCCUAGCUCAAGGACACACACGACUUUCCGCAAAUGGGAUCAUGUUCCUCGUCUCGUGGUAUUCGAUCUGGACUUCACGUUGUGGUACCCUGAGAUGUACGAGCUGUGGGGAGCUCCGUUCAAGAAGAAUCCCACAACGGGGGUCGUUACGGACUGCAGAGGGGAGCAAGUGUACUUUUUUGGAGCCGUUCAUACGGUAUUGAGCAUCUUGGAGACAGAUCCACAGUUCCGAGACACGACUGAGGUGGCAGUGGCCUCGAGGACGACGGAGCCCAAAUGGGCCAAGACCUGUAUGCGUCUCAUGGACGUGGAUAUCAGGGGCGUGUCUUCGAAGGGUGUCAAAGAAGAAGAGGACGAAGAAACGGAAGAGAACGACGAUGAAGAGGACGAGGAGAUGGAGAAGACGUCGCUGCAGAGUAUUGUGGACUACGAGGCCAUUUAUCCGCGCAAUAAGCGGGUGCAUUUUGAACAAUUGAAGAAAGACAGCGGCAUUCCGUACGAAGACAUGCUCUUCUUCGAUAAUGAGUACGGUAACGUGCACGAUAUUCAGAAACUCGGUGUCACGUGCGCGUAUUGCCCCCAAGGACUCACAGAGGGGUCGUGGAUCCAGGGAAUGGAGGCAUUUCAAGCUGCCAAGCGAAAGUAAAGCAAUGAAUUAGAACCUUGUACAGACUCAUUGCAAUAUAUUCGCAUGCUACCAUACUCACUGCAUAGUUGAACAUCAGCAUGCAGAGCACUUGCAGCCCCACCUCCAAAAAUUGGUAACUUUACAUACCUAUUUUGGUUUAUUUACGUAUCAAAAAUGACCAAUUUUUGUGCCACGGC
Phytophthora nicotianae INRA-310 is the source of this 958-nucleotide messenger RNA. Its product is annotated as magnesium-dependent phosphatase-1. The record is from RefSeq and is a predicted model, not a curated record. NCBI's taxonomy places the organism in Eukaryota, Oomycota, Peronosporomycetes, Peronosporales, Peronosporaceae. Gene Ontology annotation, molecular function: acid phosphatase activity. The transcript has a single exon. The coding region runs from base 72 to 779 and encodes 235 amino acids.